This is a messenger RNA of Trifolium pratense (red clover), 1898 nucleotides long. Its product is annotated as protein DYAD-like. The record is from RefSeq and is a predicted model, not a curated record. Lineage: Eukaryota; Viridiplantae; Streptophyta; Magnoliopsida; Fabales; Fabaceae. Bases 157 to 1803 code for a protein of 548 amino acids. Gene Ontology annotation, biological process: reciprocal meiotic recombination; meiotic cell cycle; meiotic sister chromatid cohesion. The transcript has 5 exons.
UUUGCUGGGUUUCAUAUACUGAAUGUUGAAAUCUUUCAGGUAUGUGACAAAGUUGAGCAACAAGUAUAUCUGAGGUAUCAUCCACUCUCUUUGCACUCACUUCAACAACAAAACCUUUGGUAACAAAAUCACUGCACUUGACGAGAAAAGUACAUAAUGGGAAUCGAAUUUGCCAUCAAAACUCUUUGCAGAAGCAUCAAAGCAGACGAAUUUGCACAAAAAAGAAGAAACUCAUUGGUUUCCAAGCAUGGUUCAUGUUGGUUUCAGCUCAAGUUCACUGGUAUGAUGCAAUGGGGCCAACGCCGCCAUGUUCGGUUCCUUGGUCGUCAUGAGGACAAAAAGCUUCAAUUUUUACGUGAAAAUCGUAAGGAAAAAGGUGUCAUUUUUGAACGAGGGGAUAGUAGGAAGAGGAAAAACAACGUUGAAGAUGAAAUGAAGGGUGUAAAGGUGGCUCCUUUUAGGGUAUCGGAUUCGGAGCCGAGGAUGACUCGUCGAUGUAAUCAACAAGGUGUGAGUAGUAGCAGUGUUGCUAAAAAGUCUAAGAAUGAAGUAGAUGACACCAAGAAGCAGCAACUUGUGCUUUAUGGGAAAAAGAAGGGGAAGAUAUUAAUUGAUAGAUGGUGUGCUAAGAGGUAUAAGUCGGCAGAGGAGAGUGUGUUGAAAGUUUUGAAGGAAAGAGAAGCUGUGUAUGGAAACCCAAUAAUGAGGUCAGACUUGAGAAAAGAAGCACGAAAGUAUAUUGGUGACACAGGUUUACUUGAUCAUUUGCUGAAGCACAUGGCUGGAAAAGUGGCACCAGGAGGGGUUGAAAGAUUCCGUCGGCGACAUAAUGCAGAAGGUUCAAUGGAAUAUUGGUUAGAGAGUGCUGAUCUUGUUGACAUUAGAAAGGAAUUGGGUGUCCAAGACACUUACUGGACUCCUCCCCCUGGAUGGAAGCCUGGAGAUGGCAUUUCACCAGAUCAUGUUAAUAGUAAUGAACUCAGAAUGAUAAGGAAUGAGAUAAUUAAGUUGAAAAGAGAGAUGCAGGAACUUGCAUCAAAAAAAGAAGAGGAAGCAUUGGCCAUUGUGGCUACUCCAACUUCUUGUUUGUCAAGUUUGAAUUGUGAGGACUAUGGUUCCCAGGUUUCUAAGCAGGAUAUUUAUGUGGACUUGGUUCAUAGAAAGGCUAAAAUUGAAGAACAACUAAAGGAAAUUUCUCUGGCUAUGAGUGUCAUAGAGGAUCAACUGGGAAUGCUGAAACCAGCAGUGAUAGAAGAACCAAUAAUGUCAGAAUCAUCAACACCACCAGCAUUAUUGCUUGGACCAGCAACAUUGGCACAAAACAUUGGAGAAGAGACAAGUGAGGAUGUGAAAGGUACUAAUGACAAAGAAACAAAAUCAGCAGACAAACAAAUGGUACUAAGCAGCAAAUCAGAGCUCAGGGCAGCAAAAAUAGAAAGAUUGAAAAGUGGUUUCAAAAUUUGCAAACCAAAAGGGACCUUUAUGUGGCCAAAUAUGAGUGUAUCUCCAAAUCUAUUGACCAACCUUGAUGAACACACUAUGGUCCCAACACCAACCUCAGCUUUCAAGCUUGUCACAAAAUCUCAUACUCAGAACUUGUCCUUACUUAAUCCUUCUUCUCCUAUUAUUAAGCCACUCGCUGCGAGGCGCACUGUGAGCACUGCUACUUUGACAUAUGUCACUGGACCCUUUUCCCCUCAUCUUUCUCCUCCACUAGAAACUUCAAGGUCCAAAAUCACUACCACCAUCACCAAGAGCAGUUCAUCCAUUAACCUUAAUGAGAGUCCUCUGGGCCGAGAGUAAUGCUGCUGGGAAAGUCCUGACACAUAAAUAUAUACUUAUAUAGUUAAUAUAUAUAUAUAUUUGAAAGAAACCCCACCAAUUUUGGUAAUAGUAGA